Molecule: messenger RNA, 3134 nt
Organism: Nanorana parkeri
Lineage: Eukaryota; Metazoa; Chordata; Amphibia; Anura; Dicroglossidae
Gene: MORC2
Product: MORC family CW-type zinc finger 2
Exons: 26
Coding region: 60-3134 (1024 amino acids)
Cellular component (GO): nucleus
Molecular function (GO): zinc ion binding
Source: RefSeq, a predicted model, not a curated record
UUUUUCUACUAUAGGUUCCGUUUUAUGUUUAGCCUCUUUAGGCAUUAAACAGUGAAACCAUGGCGUUCACAAAUUAUAGCAGUUUGAACCGGGCACAGUUGACCUUCGAAUAUCUGCACACUAAUUCCACAACUCAUGAGUUCCUUUUUGGGGCUUUGGCCGAAUUAGUUGAUAAUGCAAGAGAUGCUGAUGCUACACGAAUUGAUAUUUACACAGAGCCAAGAAAAGAACUUAGAGGGGGGUUUAUGCUUUGUUUUCUUGAUGAUGGAACAGGCAUGGAUCCAAAUUUGCAAGGCUGCCACCUGGUCUUUUGUUCAUUCUCCAAGUUCUACCAGGUGGACUUCCCGGCCUUCUCUGAUCUUCAUGGCUCUAUGAGGAUUGGAAAAGAUUUCAUACUUUUUACAAAGAAGGCCGAUACAAUGACAUGUUUAUUUAUGUCACGCACGUUUCAUGAAGAAGAAGGAAUUGAUGAGGUUAUAGUUCCUCUUCCUACGUGGAAUUCCAAAACAUGUGAACCCUUGACCGAUAAUAUGGAGAAAUUUGCCAUUGAGACAGAGCUUAUUUACAAGUACUCUCCAUUUCACUCUCAGAAGGAAGUUAUGGAGCAAUUCAGGAAGAUAACUGGAGAGUCAGGUACUCUUGUUGUUAUUUUCAACUUGAAGCUAACAGACUCUGGAGAACCAGAACUUGAUGUAGUUUCUGACCCAAAAGACAUUCAGAUGGCUGGGACAACUCCAGAAGGAAUGAAACCUGAGCGGCGUUCAUUUCGGGCAUAUGCAGCUGUCCUUUAUAUUGAUCCAAGGAUGAGAAUCUUCAUUGAUUACCAAAAGGUUCAAACAAAACGGCUAUCUUGUUGCCUUUACAAGCCCAGAAUGUACAGGUAUACGUCAAAUCGAUUUAAAACGCGGGCUGAGCAAGAAGUGAAGAAAGCAGAACAUAUGGCCAAAAUUGCGGAGGAAAAGGCACGGGAAGCGGAGAGCAAAGCACGAGCCAUGGAGUCUCGACUUGGAGAGGACUUGUCUCGAGAAUCAAGGGCUUCUCUAAGACAAGUGCAGAAUGCUGCAAUUACAAUCCGUCGGGAGGCAGAUGUCAAGAAACGAAUUAAGGAAGCUAAGCAAAGGGCCCUAAAGGAGCCAAAGGAGCUGAACUUUAUAUUCGGUGUGAAUAUUGAGCAGCGAGAGCUGGAUGGCAUGUUUUUGUACAACUGCAGCCGAUUAAUUAAAAUGUAUGAGAAAGUUGGCCCUCAGCUGGAGAGUGGAAUGGCCUGUGGAGGAGUAGUGGGAGUAGUUGAUGUCCCCUAUCUUGUCCUGGAACCUACACACAACAAACAGGACUUUGCAGAUGCGAAGGAGUACAAACACCUUCUGAAAUCUAUGGGAGAGCACUUGGCACAAUACUGGAAAGAUAUUGCCAUAGCUCAGAAGGGAAUUUCAAAAUUCUGGGAUGAGUUUGGCUAUAUUUCAGCAAGCUGGAAUCAGCCUCCAUCAUUAGAGUUGAGAUAUAAAAGAAGGCGAGCAAUGGAGAUCCCAACCACUAUUCAGUGUGACUUGUGUUUGAAGUGGCGCACGCUUCCAUUCCAGUUGAGUGCUGUGGAUAAGGAAUAUCCUAAUACAUGGGUCUGCUCUAUGAAUCCUGAUGUGGAACAGGAUAAAUGUGAAGCCCCUGAGUUAAAACAAAAACUUCCUGUUGGAGUCCUUAAAAAAGAAGCUGUGACGCAAGAUGACAAGAAGAAGCAGCUAAGUGAAAAGAUCAAACAGCAGCAGGAGAAGCUGGAAGCUCUAGAGAAAUUGUCAACGGUGCGUUCAAGUGCAGACCUGAAAAAGCUCCCUUUGGAAGUUAGCACACGUCCAGCAGAGCCGCCUGUGCCAUCAAGUCGUUCACUACGACCAAAAUCACCACCUCUGCCAGCAGUAUUGAAAGUUCUACCACCUCCAACUCCAUCACCACGAAGUAGCAGUGCAGUAAAGAAAACUGAAUCAUCACGAGUGCUGAACAGUGAAAGGGCUAGCACAUCAAGAGCUCAGCCGGCAUCUAUUACUGCCGUCAAAACUUACAACACUACUAAGAACGUUAACAAAACAGUACCAACUGUGAAAGCUGCACAAUCCAUAUCAAAACCUAGUGUUCCACAAACUGCUCGUUCUUCAAAACCCACACUUUUGUCCAACUUGAAAUCUUUUAAGUCCCUGCCAGCAAAGAAACCUGCUCCAAGUAAAAGCUCUGUGAUAUCCAGUAUUAGAAAGAGAGCUUCUCAACAGAUAAUUGUAGAAGAUGAUGAUGAUGAUGAUGAUGAUGAAGAUGAAGAUAUUGUCCCAGCUCCUAAACACGAGAGGGUUAAACGGUCAAAGCUAGUGGAAAAGAAAGAGCCAAAUGAAGUAGAGGUGAAGCGAACAAACAGUCCAGAUGCGGACGAGCUUCUGUCUCCUAAAGCUGCACAAAAAGACAAAGGCUUGCAUGUGGAAGUGCGCGUAAACAAAGAGUGGUUUACAGGACGUGUGACUACUGUAGAAGCUGGAAAACAGGGUGUCCGCUGGAAGGUGAAGUUUGACUAUGUACCUACAGACACCACGCCACGUGAUCGAUGGGUGGAGAAAGGUAGUGAUGACGUACGACUUAUGAGGCCACCCUCACCAGAACAUCAGACACCUGAUACACAGCAAGCUGAACCAUCUACCUCUGACAACAGCAGGAUAGAACCAGACACAACUGAACCUAGUGCUAGCCUUGCACCAGUGGAACAACUCGCACAAGUUCUAAGGAACUGCUUAAGGUAUUUCUUGCCACCCAAUUUUCAUAUAACCAAGAAUGAACUGAGCACAAUGAGUUCUGAAGAGCUUAUAGCCUUUCCUUUGAAGGAAUACUUCAAGCAGUAUGAGGUGGGUCUACAGAACCUGUGCAAUUCAUAUCAGAACCGAGCUGACCUCCGUGCUAAAACCAGCGAAGAACUGCAGCGAAACACAGAAAAUAAGUUAAAAGAAUCUGAAGAGAAACUACAGAGAUUAAGAACAAACAUUGUGUCACUACUGCAGAAAGUUCAGGAGUGUACACAGAUAAAGGUGAAACAUACUAAGCACUAUGCCAGGGACUUGUUGAGCAACACCAGGGAAAUAAGUUCCUGGGACACCCUGAGGUAA